Molecule: messenger RNA, 2346 nt
Organism: Adineta ricciae
Lineage: Eukaryota; Metazoa; Rotifera; Eurotatoria; Adinetida; Adinetidae
Source: the annotation of a GenBank genome assembly
AUGCAUACACGACGUGAUCUUCGGUUAAGUAGUAAAAAUCUACUCAUAAAGAAAAUUAAUUUUUGCACUGAGUAUAACAAUCCUCAUAACUUGAUAGUCGUGGUGAAAAGCGCAGCAGAUGUUUCCGGUAUUCAUCACGAACGAAGAAAAUUCAUCAGAGAAUCGUGGGGUUUAGAUGCUUCUCAAAAGUACGAAAUUCCUCCUGUUUUAUUUGCGAUUGGAAAGUCGAAAGUUAAUACAUCAAUACAUCAACAACGAUUAGAAGUUGAAGAAGAACAGUUCCAUGAUAUAUUACAAUUUGACUUUAUUGAUAAUUAUUCUAAUUUAACUCUAAAAACAGUUGCAGUACUGAAAUGGUUUUCUCAACAGUGUCCAAAUUUUACUCUGGUGUAUACGAAUGAUGAUGCGAUGAUAAAUGUGAAAAAUCUGUUAAUACAUCUACAACAAAGCAAUGAAAUGGCAAUUUAUGGACAAGUUCGGGAAUAUUUAGAAUUUAAACGGGGUUCAUCCGAUCCAAUUGCUCAGGGAUUGGUAACUCCCAAAUCGCAAUUUGCUUCGGACUCUUUUUUGGAUUAUGUAUAUGGUGCAUUCGUUAUAUAUCCACCACAAGUAAUUAUACCAUUAGUUCGUGAAAUAUUUGAUUCAGCUCCAGCAUUCUGGAUCGAAGAUGUCUACGUCAAUGGAAUAGUAGCUGAAAAGCUGAAACUAAAACGAAGAAAUUUAGUAAAUAUACUUCAAGUAGGCAAAUCCUAUGGAGUUUCUGAUUUAAUGUCAUCAGUAUUCAUGAAAGCUAUUGCAAUUAUUGACUGUGAUGUUAAUGAUCAACGCAAAAUUUGGAAAAAUCAUACUGCUGUAGUUUUACUCUUUGAACAGAGAAAAAGAAAGAAACUUUUUUUAGCUGGAAUUCUUUUGUGUUUUCUCUUUUUUAUACGCAGACUAUUUUUCAGCAGUUCUGGAUUAAAAUCAUUAUGCAGCGGUAAAAGAAAAGUGCUUUAUCAUAAAACACGUCGCAUUAUCAGCAACCUUUUGUCUCGCGACAGUAAAAGUAAAUCAACUUAUAUUAAUAUCAGCUUUCAUAUAUUAAAAAGAGAUCGUUUUACAAUUACUUCGCUGAUAAUAAUAUUGCUGCUGCUUGCUGUACUUCAAACGGCAAUCAAUUCAACGAGAGAAGAACAAAUUAAACACAGAGAUAUUUAUUUAAACAUAACAUUUACUAAUGUGACAAGAGAUGCCUCGAUAGCACUAAAAGCCAGAAUAAGACUACAGUCUUUAUAUGAAAUGACUUCAACGUGGAUGAGUCAAGUGUAUCCAUUUCUGCCAUUCGAAUGGAGUUAUGAGUCAUCAGCGAAUAGCAUCGAUGAUAACAAGUUCUGUAUGCAGAACCUUAUUAUAUUCACGACCUGUCAAAAGGAUUCACCAGCACCAAUUCUACUAGUACUGAAAAGGUUAGACGAAAACUGUCGCAGCUCUGGUAGAAUUUAUCUCAUAUUGAUACAAGUGAACGAAGCUCACGUAGAUUUACCAUUUGAUAUAUCAAUAAUUAGAGAAUAUCUUUCGUUUCACAAUAACACUAUGCCAAAUCACAUACAAAUUCAUUUCCUUACUCUAUCUAAACAUGUUCAGAAGUUCACCACUAAUUGGAUUAAAAACGCGGAUAAUGGAACUAAACUACUUUUAGACGAAUUAAAAAUGAUUCAUCGUACUCAUUUGUGCCUGCCAAUAUUUCCUAUAAGACUAUCACGGCAGAAUCGCAUGCCAAAACAGUUCGUCGUGCAAGGUACAGUUACACAUGUGCGAAAAAAUUAUUCCGGUCUCUCACAGAGCUUAUUAAAAUCAGCUGAUCAAUUAAAAAAGACCAAUGUGACAGUGCUAAUCAUCAGUGGCUUAGAUUAUUACAAAUUUCCGCUUCCUGUUGAUGCAAAAUUGAUUAAUCAAUCAAUUGUCCAAAUUCGAGCAAAAUAUACGUUGGAUAUGCCUGUGGGCUAUCAAGAAUACUAUUCUAAAAUUCAGUCAUCAAUUGGUAUGUUACCAUUACUCGGUAAUAAACAUUACUACAAAUCCGUUGCCUCCUCUACAAUACCGUCCUCUAUUAUUAACCGCACACCACUGGUUGUAGAUGAAAAGCUGUUAGAAACUUAUCAAAUAUUAAAUAAACAGUCAGUAUGGGUGAAACUACAAAAUGAAGAUGAUGCACAAGCGAUGAUUAGAAUAUCAAAUUCUAAAUAUUUAUACCAAGAAUUCCAAGAAAGACAAGCUGCGCUAGUGCAAAUAGCGGAGGAGAGCUACAGACACAAUAUUCAAUUAUUGAAAUCGUUCGAAAUAUUUUUCACCCAGUCUAAAGCAUAA